UGCGCAUCUCAUGUAAUCUCUCCAUUUCGUCAGCUGAUAAGUAGAAUUCUCAUCAAACUUCAAUUUACAGAAUGGAAUAGAGGAAGUAAAAGGAUUCCAGCUGUGGAGAUUACGAUGAAAAUACUUCUGACAGAAAAUCUGUCCUGAUAUUUACCUGCUUUAAGUGUGUGCUAACGUUACUGUGAUCGCUAUUAUUCAAAGCUACAACGUCAGAAGUAAACAGGUAUUUUUUUAACAAUUACUGACACAAUUUUUGUGACUGAGAAAUUGCACGCAAAAGGAACCACGGUUAUAGCUAGGUGUCUGGAGAUCUAUACAUAUUUUUUUAAUUUGAAAACAGUCGGACAGAUAUGGCGUCUGGAUCAAAUAAAAACCUCUGGUAAAGGCUUGGCAAUGGAGAAGACACCUGUGUCAGCACCAGACAUGUCUUCAAAUAAAUCCUACAGCCCAGGUAUGAGAUCUACUACCGGAAAGGAAGCCAUGUUAGGGCAGUCUAGACAAGGUGUAAAUCCAAGAUCAGGACAGGUGACAGUACAGACACAACCUCCACAUCAUCCCGUUUCCUUAGAGAAGGCUGAAUGUAUGCAUUCCUUCAGUGCUAAACUGGAAGAUGAUAGGGGAACCCUCAUGCAUGUAACCGGCUUAGCCAUACAUAAGGAGCAACUAUUUGUUGUGGAUUAUGGAAACAACAGAACCAAAGUAUUCACACAUAAAGGGCAAUUUAAGUUUGACAUUAAACUAAACAGACCAUGGGAUGUGGCUGUGUCACAGACUGGUCAACUGUAUAUAACAUCAACUGAUGACAAAUGUGUCAAAGUGUACUCCACCAGAGGUCAGCAGGUGACAACCAUGGGUCAUGGUCUACUGGAGGUUCCAUGUGGUAUCACACUUAACGGACAAGGUCAUGUGAUGGUAUGUGACAGAGGAAAGAGGUCUAUCUUCACAUUCCAUGCAGACAGUGGACAGCUCCUGAACACUAUUCCACUCAGUAUGUGUGGAGACCCAGCGUACAUCACAGUGAACAGUGUGAAUGAUAACAUUGUGCUAUCAGACUGGUUGGGACACUGUGUACAUGUGCUGUCACCUACUGGUGAUCAGCUGUGGCAGUACGGUACACACGGCAGAGGUGUUGGUAAGCUGAAGUCACCACAUGGAGUGUACACAGACAGCUAUGGUCACAUCUUCGUUGUUGACUGUGAUAAUCACAGGAUAGUGGCACUGAGUCCACAGGGACAGUUUAUCAGAUACAUUGUCACUAAGGAUGGUGGGUUGAAGUUACCCAGUGCAUUAGCCAUCAACCCUGCUGGCCAGCUGGUGGUGGGAGAUUUGAGAGGCAAAGUUAAGACAUUCAAGUUCAUUCAACCGACAGAAGGUCAGUUCUCAGAGGAGAUCAAUAAACAAGAACCACUACUGCAAGAAGCAUAUCAACGAGCAUGUAAGGAUGGCUUUGAAAGAGUGAAGAGGGCAAGGGUGAUGCUGCUAGGCCAUUACGGUGCAGGUAAAACACACCUGAGAAAGAGGCUACUCGGAAAGGAAUAUGAUGAAGAAAAUGAUCCAAUCACUAAUGGUAUAGAAACUGACUACGUUCUUGUAAAGGAGGGUUGGAAUUCAGAUGACGCUGAGUGUCAUGGGCCAGCAAUAUCACGUUUGCUUGCUGUUAACACAAAAAAGAUACAUGAGGAAAUCCGAGCAAGUCAUACAGAUCCUACAGAAAAGUCACAACCCUUGGGCCAAGGUGUGGAGGCAAUUGCUAUACAAACAUCAGAGAUAAUGGAGAAAUCUUCAUCAAAGCCUCCAGGAAAGCAGUCUGCUGUAAAUCAAGAGGAAAUUAUAGCAGAACAUCAGCCCAGCCCUAGUAGUUCCAAGGAGGCUUUGUCCCAUUUAAAAACAGAGGAGAGUAUGGAGCUCCCGCCUGAUGUCUUAACACAUUUGACACAAAGCUUGUACGACAUUGAAAAUCCACCAGCUCGUCUAGCAAUCUGGGAUUUUGGAGGGCAAAGUGUGUAUUACAACACCCACCACACAUUCCUUUCUUCCAGAGCUAUUUACAUUCUUGCCAUUGAUAUGAGCCUUGCUUUAACAGACAGACCUAACGACCAAUGGCAUGGUGCUGAAAACUUCUCAGGAACUAUUCUUGGCUUUACUGAUUAUUGGAUAGACGCAAUCCAUACUUAUGCAGCACAGCAAGACAUAAGUGAAGAUGGGGUAUCAUGCCCCAGAAUAAUCAUCGUUUGCACGCAUAAAGACAAAUACCUGGAAAAUGUUCCCAAAGAGAAGCAUGAGGUAAAAAUAAAUGCGUACAUUGCUAAAUUGCGACAGCAUAUACAACAGAAGAGAAGUGGUGUGCAUGUUGACCCACGUUUCUUUGCGAUCGACAACACAUGUCAAGAUGAAGAUCCUGAAAUAUCCGAUCUCCGUCGAUAUGUUAUGAAAGUUGCUGAAAGCCAAAAAUCUUGGGGAGAGAAGAAUCCAAUAAGAUGGAUUAAUUUAGAAGAAGAUCUUCAGCUGCGACGAGCACCUGAGAAACGAGGAAAAAGGUGGAUAAGGCAUGGCGAGCUGCAAAAAUUAGCUGUCAAAGUUGGAAUGCAGGAUGCCAGUGAGCUGAAGUCAUUCCUCCAGUUCCAUCAUGACAUUGGAGAUCUUAUGCACUUUCAAACUGAUGAUCUCUCAGACACUGUCAUUUUAAACCCAUUGUGGCUGGUACAUGCAUUCAGGUCUAUUAUAGCGGUUGAUAAACACCAUGUCAAAGCUAAAGGGACUCCGUAUUGGUCCGCAUUAAAGAGGGGCAUCUUAGAUGAACGACUUUUGGAUGAGCUAUUGGGAGAUGACAGUGAGUUGAAGCCCAUUUUAAUUGACGUUAUGGUACGAUUCAACAUUCUUUUGCAACAGGACGUCAAGCCAGGCACAACAGAAAAGCCUACUUCUCGACAGUUCUAUGUGCCCAGCUUACUCCAGAUAUGCAAGAAUCCAGAAUCUGGGGUUGGCAGUGAAGGAACAAUAUUCAUACAAGGGAAAGAGAACUUUAUGCCACAUGUGCUUUUCAGUCGGCUUACAGUGGAAUUAGUUCAAAAUGACACAUCCCCACGUAGGAAAGUGUUAAGGAGAAGAGGUGACUUUUUCCUCAUUAAAAAUGAGCUGUACUAUGAUUAUGCUGUAUAUGCAAUUGAUCUACGGAGAGGAGCUCGUUGUGCUUUGAGAAAGUCAACAAAAUCCUCUUCCAUCGAACUGAUUCCCUUAUAUCCCCCAGAAACAAAGUUUGACAGAACAAUCCGAGAGGCAUAUGCAAAGUGGAAGAACCAUGUUUUCAUGCAAAUUCAGCAAGUGAAGCAGACCGUCUGCCCACAUUUGCAGUUAGAAUGGUUUGUCAGAGACCCAAGAAAGCCUAAAAUCAAAGAGGAGCUGAUGGCAAUAGAUCCGAAGGAGACUGAUCUGACAGCAUGUGAGUUACCAGUGGAUUCAGUGUACAGACUUUGGUUUAUGCCAAACUCAAGUGAGAAGGAGCAUGGUGUUACUCCACCCGCCACGAAAUUAUCAAGUGAUGAUGGAGAAGGAAAUGAUGAUGAAGAAGAUGAUGAUGAUAAUGAUGAAAUCUCAAGUGACAGCCCAACUCCAACAAAAACAACAACAACAACAACAACAACAGCUAGCACCAGGGUUACUGUCACACUGCCAGCCACAGGCACUUCAAGUAGUAGCAGAGGGAGUGUUAAAAGCAGUGCAGGAAAUAGAAAGAGACCAGUUCAUGGACACAGACAUAUCGGUAUGUCACAAAACCAAACAUCGUCAGAAUUACCUGCCCCACCCCAGACCAGGCACUCAGAUGCUCUCAAAAAUACGUUCCUGAGGAGAUUCUCCAUCCCUCCGGAAGGUGGAAGUGUUCAUCUGAAGGAAGUUGGGGUAUUCCUGUUAGUGCCUCCGGGAGCUUUGACUGAAACUACAGAAAUGUUCAUUGGUAUUAGUUGGAGAGAAGAAGACAUGCCACCGCUGCCACCAUGUCAGACUAGAGCAAGUCAUGUUGUUGUCUGUGGACCACAUGGCCUGACCUUCAGAACACCGGUGUACCUGUCAUUUUAUCACUGCAUAUCAGGCACACGUCAAAGAAAGAUGGGAAAGAUCUGUCCUGAACAUCUGACUCAGAAUUCAAGAAUGGACAACCCAUUUUACAUAUGGCAGUCGGAAACUCACUUGAAUGACCCUUGUCAGUGGAAAGUAUUGAGCAGUGCUUCUGUUGUGUUGACAAACACCAAAUGUGUCUUAAUUGUGAACCAGUUCUGCAAACACAGUUUGUCAUGCGACAGUAAGCGUCUUUCUGCCUUGGUGUUUGGGUCAUUUCAUCUUCGACCUGUCGCCUUACUGAAUCUGAUGAUAUGCUGUGUCAACGACACCCGAGAUGAGGUCGAGAAUGUGAUAACUAGAGCCAAAGCAUCUCUGUCAAUGGAUAUGUUAGCAAUGGAAAAGAAAUUCCACUUUUUAACUUGCGAGUACAGUGAAAGUGAACAAAAGGAUUCUUAUGAUGUCAGCCUUUCGUUGCUCCGCUGUAAGAAAGAGUGGAACAUGCAUGACGUUGAUCAUAGAAAGGUUAUAAAAUAUGUGAAAUUGCUCAAAAACGACAGAGAAGAUAUAACGUAUGCCCUGAGCCCUAAAAUGACAGAGGGACUUGAUGUGUUUGUCUGCCAGAUACACAUUAAGCAGGAAUUAUCCGAGGAUCAGGAAGAGGACAUCAAAGAGCUGACAUCAACUGAGUUUAACAUCCACUGGAUGUUGCCAAGAAGAGAAGAAAGUCUUCCUAGCUGUUACAGAAACGCAGAGGAGGAUCGCCACGGCAGUACCCCUGUGUAUGGAAAAAUUCUGCUCAGUAUGGAGUAUGACUACAAGAACGAAUGGCUGACUGUACGCAUUCACCGAUGCCAAGACCUAGCUCCAGUUGAUGUCAAGAAAAAUAGAUCUGAUAUCUAUGUCAAGACCUACCUUUUGCCAGAUAAACCAAGAGUUGGAAAGAGAAAAACAAAGAUUAGGAAGAAUACCCUGAAUCCAAUAUUUGAUGAAACGGUGCAUUACAACAUCACUAAGAAUGAGCUGGAAAGAAGAUUUCUGUGGUUGUCAGUCUUGGGCAAGGUCACAUUUGGCCACAAUGAGUCCCUGGGUGAACUUCUUUUGCCUCUUAAUAAGCAGAACUUUGGUGACACCUCGCCACAAUGGUUCCAGCUAUCAGGAGGCCGUGUGGCUGCUGGGGAUCAAGGCAUUACUGACCCGCAGACCACCAGAAGAACAGAGAACCAAGUUCUUGACCAAGCCCAUAUGAGCAAUCAGUUACAAAAUGUGUCUACUUCAUUGAAGACACCAUUACAACCUAACUUUGGCAACCAGCAGGAUGACUUCCAAUCCCAGACAACCAGGAAGAUGGUUGCACAGGGACAAUACCAACAGAUUCAACCAUCAUUACAACCUUAUUUUGGCAACCAAUGGUUGCAACAAAGCAAUUUCCAAUUUCAGACACUACCUGGUGAGUCAGCGGGACAAAAUAAACGCUAUCACCAAGAAGGACAAUCCCAACAUAGCAGACUACCUCAGGUGCCAGUCACUGACAACCGCCUGGAGGAACAUGGUGAUGACCACUUUCAAACAAUGAGGAAAUCAGGUUAUGAAUUUGCAUCUUUACCCCCACAACAGGACCCCGUGGCUGCUGAGGAUCGAGACCAGGGUUUUACUGGCCCUCCAAUCAUCACAACAACGGCAAACCAAGUUCUUACCCGAGUCCCUGGGGAUAAUCAGUUACAACGGUCAUCUAGGACAGUAGCACAAGAGAAUGCUGGGGUUCUAAGACAGACCCCAACUAAUACAGGCAAUACAACUAAUAUAUACAAUGUUCAGUAUGUUUACCACAAUUAUGGUACAGAUGAGAAAUCGAUGCCACAAAUGAAAGAGAAAGAUGUUACGACAUCAUUUUAUAAACAUGUCCCUCCACGUGUAAGAAAACGACUAUACGAGGCUUUUUGUCAAGUUGAUGUAUGGAACCAAGUGAAGAAGAUGUAUGGCAUUUCAGAUGAUACCCCAUGUCCUCCUGAUGUUGUGUCUUUAUUGUUGUCUCAAGUCCAUGGUUCCAUAGCAUCUUUCAUCAGUGAGUUGUUAAAGUUAAAGGAAAGCCUCAGAGAGAGACAGCAAUACAGUCUGCAAGAUUUGAUUGACGAAGUCAAGGAUGGACUUAAGAGUGAAAUGGAGUAUAAGAAACUUCGACAGAAUAAGAUCCUCUUUGCUGAGGAACUUUAUAUUGAUAUUGGAAGAAUUUUAGAUUACUUUAAUCAGGAUGACAAGGUACCAGAUGAGGAGAUUACAGUGCUUAAAAAUACUGCCAAGGAAAAUCCACGAGAUGCCUGUAGAAAGUUGUUUGAAAGGCUAAUUGCAAACAGCCCUGAAAAACAACUAAUCAGAUACUUGAAACAUGUCCUCAGACAAUGCAAACAAGGGCAUCUGGCAGAUGAACUAGAAGUUAGCCACCAGGAUGUAGAGGAUGAAUUACAGAAACAUGAAGCUGGAGGUGAUCAGUCUUCUCGUGAUGAGCGACUGGCGGUAGGAGUGGCAGCUCCCCCCACACCUGUUACAGACAAAAGCCCUAUUGGAGCACAUUAA
Messenger RNA from Lingula anatina, 6627 nucleotides. RefSeq lists its product as uncharacterized. The record is from RefSeq and is a predicted model, not a curated record. Gene Ontology annotation, biological process: proteasome-mediated ubiquitin-dependent protein catabolic process; protein polyubiquitination. Gene Ontology annotation, molecular function: ubiquitin protein ligase activity; protein binding. Lineage: Eukaryota; Metazoa; Brachiopoda; Lingulata; Lingulida; Lingulidae.